Gymnodraco acuticeps is the source of this 2677-nucleotide messenger RNA. Its product is annotated as ETS domain-containing protein Elk-3-like. Gene Ontology annotation, biological process: cell differentiation; regulation of transcription by RNA polymerase II. The record is from RefSeq and is a predicted model, not a curated record. Gene Ontology annotation, cellular component: nucleus. Gene Ontology annotation, molecular function: DNA-binding transcription factor activity, RNA polymerase II-specific; sequence-specific DNA binding. The transcript has 7 exons. NCBI's taxonomy places the organism in Eukaryota, Metazoa, Chordata, Actinopteri, Perciformes, Bathydraconidae. The coding region runs from base 667 to 1794 and encodes 375 amino acids.
GUGUGUGUGUGUGUGUGUGUGUGUGUGUGUGUGUGUGUGUGUGUGUGUGUGUGUGUGUGUGUAUAUUUACACAGACGGGAAUACUGAGCCAAAGGAAGUGCGCCGGUUCUCCGUCUGCGCGUCCUGACUUCCUGCUCUGAGUUGGACAGAAAGGAGCUGCGGACCGCAGCAGCAUGGAGCCCCUCACACACACGCCGCUGUAGACUCACACACACAUCCCAGACGGACAGAGGUGCGGCGGCCGUCCACAGCAGGGUGUGUGUGUGUGUGUGUGUGUGUGUGUGUGUGUGUGUGUGUGUGUGUGUGUGUGUGUGUGUGUGUGUGUGUGUGUGUGUGUGUGUGUGUGUGUGUGUGUGUGUGUGUGUGUGUGUGUGUGUGUGUGUGCACGUGCGUGGUGGUUCCCAGUGACAGGACGUCUACCUCCUGCAGGGGGAAGGCCUUUCCCGGGAAGACGCCCCUGGAGCUGAAUGACAGGAAGUCCUCGUUUAGACAGACAGCACUGCUCCCCUCACUUAACACACACACCCAUGCAGGAAAAGGAAGCGGUGGAGGUUGUGUGUGUUUGUGACGAGCAGAGGGAUACCAGCAGAACAGUAACAGCCGGAUGACGUGCAGGCAAGCGAACCGGAGGACAGCGGGCAGAAGAUCGCCAGUCUCUCCUCCGUCAUGGAGAGCUCCAUCACUCUCUGGCAGUUUCUGCUGCAGCUGCUCAUCGACCAGAGCCACCAACAUCUGAUCUGCUGGACGUCCAGCGACGGAGAGUUCAAGCUGCUGAGGGCAGAGGAGGUGGCCAAGCUGUGGGGGCUGCGCAAGAGCAAGACCAACAUGAACUAUGACAAGCUGAGCCGAGCCCUGCGCUACUACUACGACAAAAACAUUAUAAAGAAGGUGAUCGGCCAGAAGUUUGUCUACAAGUUUGUGUCCUUCCCUGAGAUCCUUAAGAUGGACCCUGCAGCAGUGGAGUCAGGCCACAGUGAGGGAGGGGGGGGGGGGCUGUCAGAGCCUGAGGCUGAAGACGAGGAUGGGGGUGGGAGGAACCAGUACCACCUCUCAAGUAUGUACUCCUCCUUCCCCGUCAGCUCCCUGCAGCCCCCCUUAGAACCUCAUCGUCCCAUCAAGACAGAACCCAGAGCCGAUCGCCAUCGCGACAACUCCUCUGUCAUCAGAUUCGUAACAAACCGUGGCCACUCCUCCCUACCCCCCACUCCACCCCCAUCCUCAACUGAGACCUCUGAUUUCUCCAGACCAUCUCCUCGGCUGGCCCGCUCUUCCUCCUGCUGCUCCUCCCCGCCACAGAGCCCCGCCCACACACAGUGGAAGGGGCGGAGCUCAGAGACUGAUGAGUUAGAGCUGACUGCUCAGCCUCUGAACCUGUCCUCUGGGCAGAGGGAGAGAGUGAGGUUGCAUGGUGCACCAAUGCCAGAGAGGAUUAGAUUGGCCAAUAGACGAAAACACAAAGGCUUGGAAAUCUCUGCCUCCUCUCUCCUGCUGACAGGAAGUGACCUCGUCUCUAUUGCUCUCAACAGCCCGGCGCUGCCUUCAGGCUCCCUGACCUCUGCCUUCCUUACCACACAGGCUCCAUCUGGUCUGCUGCUCACUUCUAGUUCUCUACUCUCCAAUAUCCAUUUCUGGUCAAGCCUGAGCCCAAUGGGACCCCUCAGCCCUGCACAACUACAGAGCCAUGCCCCCCUCUUUCAGUUCCCCUCACUGCUGAAUGGACACAUCCCUCUGCCUUUACCCAGCGUGGACUCUCCCUCUCCUCUGCAGCUCUCCUACAUUUCCCAUCAGUCCUGAUGGGACUGGAGCUAGGAGAGUGAAUUGGGCCUCAUCCAACGUUAGCCGUCAAACAUCAGCCUGAGAUGCACUUCCCUCACUGAUGAUACACAAGCUUUACCUGGAAGCUUUUCUCCCUCACAAGAGUAUUUGUAUUAGACAUGUCAUUGUGUGCAGUGUGUACACUACAUUUGUGGGUUUUUUUUCAUGCAAAGACAUUUACCAGAGGUCAGACCUCAUCUAAUUGUGUGCCUCAUCUCAUUGUACUUGGUUUGAACUUCAGUGAUACAGACUGGUUGCAAUUGAACCAGUUAACCCUAUGUAUCCCCAUGCCCUGCCUAAUAUCAAUAUCCUCACCAAUGCCCUAAAGAAAAGAAAGAUAGGUGGACCUUUAUUGAUUCAACUCAGUUUUCCAAUCUGUUUUUUAUACACGCACAUGCAUUUUCUGUUACACAGUUACAUACACACAGUUAUAUUCGUCAAGUCCCUACAGACUGAACCACUGCCGCCCAACAGAGGUCGAAGGGAUCUAUAUAAUCUACAGACCCUAGUACAUCUUCCUUAUCAUUUAUUGUUUGAUGCCACUGUGGUCAACAGUUUGAAGGCUCAAUAUGAAGUGACAGCCAGGUUUGGAUAGAUAUGCUUAGCAAAGGAAAGGGCACAGAACAGGAAAUAGUCUGGUUUAUUCAGUCCAAAUGUUGCAAAAUCUAAAAUUAACUAAUUAACAUCUACAGUGGAGGAAAUAAGUAUUUGAUCCCCUGCAGAUUUUGUAAAUGUACACUUAGUCUGUAAUUUUAAUCGUAGGUUUAUAUAAACAGUGAGAGUAAGAAUAUCAAAAGGAAAAUCCAGAAAUGUACAUUAUAUAAAAGAUAAAAAUGUAUUUGCAUUAAACUGUGGGAAAUAA